Molecule: messenger RNA, 702 nt
Organism: Erigeron canadensis
Lineage: Eukaryota; Viridiplantae; Streptophyta; Magnoliopsida; Asterales; Asteraceae
Exons: 1
Coding region: 1-702 (233 amino acids)
Source: RefSeq, a predicted model, not a curated record
AUGGCGUAUAUAUUUCAAGCGUUGUCAGAAGAUCUAGUUUUACAAGUUGCAAAUUGUAAGACCGCAAAAGAAGUGUGGGAUGCACUUAAGACAAGAUAUGUUGGAGAAGAUAGAGUAAAAAAGGCAAGAUUGCAAACACUCAAAUCCGAGUUUGAGAUGUUGCAAAUGAACGAGGAAGAGACAAUCGAUGCAUUUACCGCGAAGAUAGAUGGGAUUGUCACUAAGGCAGCGAAUUUGGGUUCAACAUUUGAUCAACCAAGUCUAGUACAAAAACUUCUGAAUUCUGUACCAGAUAGGUUUAUACAAGUUGUUGCAUCCAUCGAGCAACACUGCGACCUUGACAAAAUGACGCUAGAUGAUGCGAUAGGAAGAUUGAAGGCUUUCGAGGAGAGAACAAAGUUUAAGAAUAAUAAAGAAAGUGAUGAUCAAAACAAGUUAUUGUUGACACGUCACAACAAUAAAUUUAAUCAAGGAAGGGGUUUUGGGAAACGUGGACAAGAUUCGUCGAGAGGACGAGGCAGAGGGAAAUAUAAAGGCGAAGGUCACAACUCAGAGGAUUCGGCAGGAAACGACAAAAAACCGCGAAUGAAUGUUGACAAGUCGCAAACAGAUUGCUACAAGUGUGGAAAACUUGGGCACUAUGCUUAUGAAGGUUCAAGCACAAAAGAGAAAGGGAUUUGCAGGACUCUCCAUAGAGACUGA